Messenger RNA from Coregonus sp. 'balchen', 8122 nucleotides. Lineage: Eukaryota; Metazoa; Chordata; Actinopteri; Salmoniformes; Salmonidae. The record is from the annotation of a GenBank genome assembly.
AUGUCUAAACUACAGCAGUUGAAUGUGUUUAUCACCGAGCGGCUAACAACAGCAGCAGUGGAGAUAUUUGGUUCGGCGGAAAAGACGUUAGCAGUGUACCAGGAGCGGCUAACAACAGCGGCAGUUGAGAUAUUUGUUGUGGUGGAAAAGACGAUAGCAGAGGUUCAGGGAGAGAACGACCGUCUACGGGGGCUUCUUCUAGAUCAUUUAGGAGCAGGUUUGUAGCGAUCAAAAAGCAUGUUACUUAUUUAACGUAAGGUUAUUCAACAUUUUGUUUGCUGAAUCACACUAGCUAGUGGGCUAGCCCAAUGACCUAACGUUUUGGAACGUUCAGACAGUAUAUUUCUAUGGAGACCAAACAUGCCUCGGUGACGAAGAAUAAGGAAUCACGUCGGCUCUAUUCGUUACAUUUUAUCUGCACUGUUCGAUAACGUUUGGCAAAUGAACGUGGCCCAGGUGUCAAGUAUCAGAUUGUGUUACUAUAUGUGAGAUAUUUUGUCGAUAAUGAUAAAGGGCCCCGUCUAGCUCAGUUGGUAGAGCAUGGCGCUUGCAACGCCAGGGUUGUGGGUUUGAUUCCCACGGGGGGCCAGUAUGAAAAAAUAUAUAUAUAUAUGUAUGCACUCACUAACUGUUAAGUCGCUCUGGAUAAGAGCGUCUGCUAAAUGACGUAAUGUAAAUGAUAAUGUAAAAUCUCACCCUAAAGUUACAUCGCCGCUUUAAUCGCCGUACAGGACCGUCAGUGGUCACCAACCUCAAGAUUUAAACAUGAAUUUAAACAACGUAAGCCUGUGCAACAUGAACCAAUUAAAAACAGUACUGUAUCAAUGAGGUUUGUGCAGUAGGCUAUAGGCCCAAAACAGUAUCACUGCAUAUUGGCUAUGCUUGAAUUGCCCUGCCAAUGUUGUUCUUCUCAAACCAUUUUGAAAUGAUAAAAAUAUAAUAAUUUGCUUAUUUUUUUUACUGGACUGAUGGCCUACUUCUGAUGGUCAGUCUGAGGGGAGGGAGGGAGCACCCGCCCUCCUUCCCUCCGCUCAGAAAAGGGGACACAGUCUUCCAGCUGAUGAAGUCGCACUGCAUUAUUUCUGCCUAAUACACCAAUUCAUGUUACUCCGAUGACCAGAGAAAGGGAAAUAUUCCUCGAUAUUAAAAAAGACACAAGCCGCUAAUAAUAACAACCCAAGCUUAUCGGAACACGUUGCUGUACUCGUUUAUUGUAGCUGUAGUGCUGGUUGUAGCGCGUGGAAGGAGAACAUGCAUUUUAUGGCUUAUAAAGGGGUUGAACAAAGUGUUAACAGUGCUGAAUAACAACUUAAACAUUAACUUACUGAUAAAAACAGCAGCUCUUUGCUGUAUUCGUUGAGUCUGUCUCUAGUCAUUGCUGUGUAUUCAAGGCUUCUUUUUCCAGACAAUGGCUUGAGGAAACUGUGCAGACACUAUCUAUCUGAUUGGCCUGUAGGUGCACUUGAUUUGCUCUCUGGGCCUGCCGGGUAGGCGGAGUUCUACCUUCAGACACAUAAAAUGGGAACACUUUGCCUUCCCGGCGCCAGCGGCUGCUGAAUCAAGUGCACCCUACUGCCAACAGCGCAAAACAAAUACUAAAAAAUAGGAACGCAAGGCUUUAUCGUUACAGAAAUGUUUGGCGAUCGACUAGGAAUGCUUUGGAGAUCGACCAGUCGAUCGCGGUCGACCGGUUGGUGACCACUGGUGUACGUGAACAGAACCAUUGGACGCGUCUCAAUCCACUGAAUCUGCAGUGGAUGGGGGGCUGCUCUAGAGCGGUAUUUGUGAAACAAGGAUGGAUCUUUCUAGCGGUUUCCUAAUCAAAACGUUGGUAAAGUUCCCCAUUCUGAUGAGGAACUGGCCCAAUUCUGAAAUGCUUAGACGAGGGAUGAGACAAGUUUACAAUUUCUCUUAAUGUUUAAACUGCCAUAUUUAUUAAUUUUUACGUAAAAAAAUAAAUAAAACAUAAAAUGAGGUGAAUUUACAGUUCAGGUGUGGUUCUGCGUAUGACCGCUAGGGGGCAAUGCAGUCCUGGCUACAUACCUACAGGUCGUCACUAGUUAUCACAGCCACAAAGUCAUAAACCCCGCCUAUUUCUACAAUUUAUCUUCUUAAAAUGUGAUUUCAAACCGAACCACACUGAUAACAUUAUGCCUAAAUUAAGACCAAAAAUAUCAUCUUUGUUUUCAUUAAUUGUUAUGAGUGGAAACCAUACCAGACGGCUCUCACCUUACUGCUGUCCCCCACCCACUAAGCAACGAUGGUAUUAAUGCUGUUUUAGGUUCUCUGUUGUGUGCUUCUCCUCCAUGUUCUCAGUUGUCAGUACGUACUUCAUGUCCCACUUCUUAUCAACGUGACGGCUCGUUGCAGUGAUGUACGACAGCGUGUUCAUAGACGUCCAACAAUCUGUUGUUAACGCCACGUGUGGUGUUUGAGAGCUCGCGCUUUGUACUUGCAGAGCAAUCAUUGUACAAUUUCUCCAACAGGGUCGUCACGUUUUUUUUCGACAUGGCAUCUUGUAGUUUGGUUCUAGAUAUGUCAUUAGGGUGUUGAAGUCGACAUCCUCUACCAUUGACAACGGCUGCAUAUCAACUGAAAUUAUUUCUGUAAUCAGCGCUGUGAUUCUCAUACUCUGUCCCUUAUCGCACCUCAGCCAGCAGGGUUGGUUGGGUCGUCCCUUUCAGCAUUGUACCUGUCGCUCAAUUCCACUUCUCAAAGUUAGCAUUUCAUAAUUUUCUCAUUUAACUUCUCAAAGUAGCCUAUUGCCAUACAGGACUUCGCUGCUGUUGCUUCCCUGUCUCACUCGCUCCCAUUUUUCCAACCGUUAACGAUGAUGACCUGCAGAGUGCUUUAUAUCUGUGGCGAAUAAUUAGAAAGAUGCAUAUCUCCUCCUACUAACGUUUACAGCAUAGUUGCACCAGGUAUUUGUUUAAAAAAUAUAUAUGUUAUGAUGAUGAUGAUCAGGGCCUGUUAGUGGUAGCUCGCUAACGUUAGCCAGGCUAGGAGUUAGGGUUAAGUUUAGGAGUUGGGUUAAAGGGUUAAGUUUAGGCGACGGGUUAGCUAAAAGGGUUAGGGGAAGGGUUAGCUAAGUAGUUGCAAAGUAGCCAAAAAGUAGUAAGUGGUUAAAGUUGCUAAAAUUGUCUAUGAUGAGAUUCGAACUCGCAACCUUUGGGUUGCUAGACGUUUGCGUUAUACACACACCCAUCCAACCUGACCAACCACCCUCCUUCCGUUAUUGCCUUAAGUAACAUAUCAUACUGAAUGGAUGUCUUGGAUUUACAUACAGAAUAAUAUGAAAUGCUCUGAGACCAGGUUGCUGAUGAAGCUCAACUCCGUUCUCUUAUAUUGAGGCGGAGUUGAGUUUUGAUAACUGGUCGUGGGAUUUGCUAGCAACAACAUUGAGUCACCAUCAGUCGCUUCUUGUAAAAAUGUCAAUUCUGAAAACGCUUACUUGUACCUAUGUUUGUCCUGUACAACUGCGGUCCUUCCACGGGGUGCUGAAAUUCGUACUUUUAAUAAAAACGUUUAGCAAAUACAACCACCGACUUUUUCCUAAUUUGUGUUGCUCAUACUACAUAAGAUUAGUUUCAAUUAGGUCUGCUAUCUGGGAUAUUUGGGACGUCCCUACCCCAUUGAAGUUGACAUUUAAGAUGGUUAGGGUAGGGACAUCCCAAGGAUCCCGGGUAGCACUGUCCGAUUCAAUUGGCACAUUCGCGAUGAGUUGAGCAACACAAAAAAGGAAAAAGUUGGUUGUAUUCGCUAAAAGGACUGCAGUUGUACAGGACAAACAUUAGGUACAGGCAGGGGUUGGAACCAAAAUAAUUUUCCAAUCGUUUCCUUCUGAACAGAACCACUAUUUUAUUUCUUUCGUUCCACUGUUCCUACCAGAAAAAUAAUGUUCUGAACCGGUUAAAACCCCAAAAAAGUACUGAUUUAUAUUGUUCCUUUCUGUUCCUUUUUUAACCUGUGACAUUUUUUUUUACAGCUAACAAGCUUGAGUGUGCAGAGCGGCACCAGAAUUAAAAACAUGUCUUAUAUUUUUGUAGUUAAUAAAUCCAUUGUGAAACGUGAUAACUAGGCCUAUAGCAGGGUUCUUCAAUUCCGGUCCUGGAGGGCCGAAACAACACUUCUGUUUUUUAUUUCUACCUGGUAGUUAAUUGCACUCACCUGGUGUCCCAGGUCUGAAUUAGCCCCUGAUUAGAAGGAGAGGAUGAAAAACAGAGGUGUUUCGGCCCUCCAGGACCGUAAUUGAAGAACCCUGGCCUAUAGUAUCCUUAACAAGCAUUGAAAAAGUUAAUCCAUUCUUCUCUAGCUAAUAAAAAAAAAAUCACUCUCCCUAUCUUGUUAAUCACGCUUGUAACGUCAGUACAGUAACCUAUGCUUCUGAGGGGAGAGGGGCAGGUAGCCUAAACACUGGUUUCCAGCUUGCAGGCAGACACUGGAAUACGUUUCAGGGACAGUGAGGGCUUUGCAUAGGCGCUUUGUGGGACUAGAAAAACAUGCCUUGAACGCUAUUAACCGGUUUCCCAUGCUUUUAAAAUAACAGUUCUGUUCCAGAACAGUAUGGAUCACUUUCGUUCCAGAUUCCAUUUCUGUUCCUUACCUGUUUUCAGUUCUGUUCUCUGAGCCACUUCUGACCCCUGGGCAGGGUGGGAAAUUAACAUUUAGGCCCACCAGGCACUGUGGCAGGUACAUAGAUUGUAUUUUUUUUGUUGACCAGCCAAAAUAUUUUUCCUCACCAUAAUCAACACCAAAAAUGACAGAAUGGAUGAGCAUGCUUUCUAAUGUCUCUAAAACAAGAAAAGUAUUACUAGUAAGAAGUAAUAGGGUAUAUUGAUUAAUUUAAUAUACUUUUUGUGGGGCCUGCGACUUUUUACCAAUGUAUGUUAAAUGAAAUCAUUUAGAUACAAUGGCAAAAACAGAAAUAGUUCUAAAACUGAACAUCAAGAAUCAACAAGGUGCCUACCUUCCACAAAAUGCCGAGUGAUACGUAGGCUUGGGCGGAGUGAUACGUAGGCUUGGGCGGAGUGAUACGUAGGCUUGGGCGGAGUGAUACGUAGGCUUGGGCGGAGUGAUACGUAGGCUUGGGCGGUGUGAUACGUAGGCUUGGGCGGUGUGAUACGUAGGCUUGGGCGGAGUGAUACGUAGGCUUGGGCGGAGUGAUACGUAGGCUUGGGCGGAGUGAUACGUAGGCUUGGGCGGAGUGAUACGUAGGCUUGGGCGGAGUGAUACGUAGGCUUGGGCGGAGUGAUACGUAGGCUUGGGCGGAGUGAUACGUAGGCUUGGGCGGAGUGAUACGUAGGCUUGGGCGGUAUACUGGAUAUACUAUAUUCCCGGGUAUUUGGGGAAAAAGCCAUGGGAUGGUUUUUCAAUACCGGCAAAACUAUUUCUUUUGAAGUUUUUCAAUAGAUUUGAAUAUUUGUAGCUACUUUUUUAAGAAAAUACCUGCAGUCAACUUGUGCAACACGUUAGGAGAUGAAACGGAUGGCGUUCUUCAUUUCACCGGUCACAUUAUUUUACAUUAUGAAGCUUACCGUAGUUCCCCAGAACAGUUGGGCCGGUCACGUGUUUGUUUGUAAAUAGCACAACGGGAGAAGGCGAGCUGGUGAUUCCAUAGUGUUUUAUUUCUAAUCGGUUAGUCUCUGUGUGGCGCACAUGAGGUGGUGAAGUUAUACUUGUAUGCAAUUCACUACUAAAUGUUUGCCACCAGAUAUCUUUUAUAAUGGCUUUCUGCCAGAAGUCAAAGAGCAUUGGAUGAGUUAUCUGUACAUUUGCCAAUUUUUCCCCGUGCUUCCUGCUAGCGUUUUUCCCCCUCCUCUGUUCUUCUCCCAUCUGCUCCAUGUACACAUGCUGCUCAUCCUUCAGACAAGCAUGCAUCACAACUUUUUUUCGUUUCCACAAUUUCUCUCAUUCAGAGAUGGUUUGGGAUGAGUCGGACCGCAGAGAGAAUGAAAAGCAGCCAACAAGUGCUCAGCAAAUGUGGGAACUCCUUCAAGUCUGUUUGAAAAGCAUUCCAGGUGAAGCUGGUUGAGAGAAUGCCAAGAGUGCGCAAAGCUGUCAUCAAGGCAAAGGGUGGCUAUUUGAAGAAUCUCAAAUAUAAAAUAUGUUUUGAUUUUGUUUAACACUUUUUUGGUUACAACAUGAUUCCAUAUGUGUUAUUUCAUAGUUUUGACGACAUCACUAUUAUUCUCUAAUGUAAAAAUAUAGAAAAACCCUUGAAUGAGUAAGUGUGUCCAAACUUUUGACUGCUACUGUAUAUGAACAUGAUUAUUUAUUUAUUUGUACAAGUUUUUAGAUAAUUGACAUUAAGGCAUGAAAAAUGUCAAUUUGUAUUUAAAAAAGUUUUGCAAUCUAUCAUAAAACAGUUUGACAACCCUGUUUGUAAGCUUUUAAAUCAUAUCAAACUCAACUUUCAAAGACAUGGAAGUCUCAUGGUAGGGUGGGGUAUGCAAAAUGGGUCAACUUUGAGCACCUUUAUCUCUUGAAUGUUUUGGCAUUCAGGUCCAAAAAGUCACAUUCUGACCACUUCUUGCAUGGGCAAACAUGUAUGGAAGGUUUCGUUCAAAUCAAAAGGGGUGCAAUCAGAAAGUGAUUGAAAUCAUAUGGAAUGACCCAAAAGUAGAUGAGGAUGGCUUCAUUUUUCUGAGCAUGCGCUCCUGCCUCCAUUUUAACCACAGCCCUUUCAAGUCCCACGUUUGUGGCACAGUGUUAACAGGCUCUAUGCGGCCUGGGGACGAGGUUAGUGGCACAGUGUUAACAGGCUCUAUGCGGCCUGGGGACGAGGUUAGUGUUACAGGGAUACUGCGAGAUUCUGCCAUUUUCUACUUCCCCAGAGUCAGAUGAACUCGUGGGUACCAUUUGUAUGUCUCUGCUUGCAGUAUGAAGGAAGUUGGAGGUAGUUUUGCGAGCUAAUGCUAGCUAGCGUUAGCGCAAUUACUGGAAUUCUACAGGUGACUGGAAGUCUACAAAUGCUACUGUACCUGUAGACUUUCAGCCAUUGCGCUAACGCUAGUUGGUUAACAUAGUAUCCCUUUGAUUACCCUCAAGUAGUUAAAGGAAAAUUCCACCACUUUUCAACCUCAUUUUAAUUAUCUCCAGCACCAUGCAUAUCAGUGUCUAUUAUGUGAAAAUGGCAUGCUAAUAAAUUGUGGUUAAAAAUAUGAAUUUCUAAAACAAAUUAUACCCUAUAAUAUCAUCGAGUAUGAUUUAAACGUUUUUUUUUUUUUUAUGUUGAUUUAGCCAGUGGUAGGCAUUUUGGCUUACUCUCAUUCAUACAAAGAGUUAUGGGAUAUUAGAAUCGUCUUGUCCUAACCUGGAUAUCGUCAACCUAGACCUGAAUGCAGGUUGUUAGGAACUUCCUCUGAUGUCAUAUUGUAAAUAUGAAGUACGAAGCAGCAAAAUGGGGCUACUAAAUCACCUGCUGCAGUUAUGUUGCAUUAGUUCAGCACAGCAUAGACAAUUCUGAAUAGACUUCAAUGUAAAAUGUUUCUUAUUGUUUCUUGAGUGCUUUAUUUCCUCUCCUCUCUCUCCAGACCCCCAGCAGCUAACUCUACCUGAAGAGGUGGUUCCCCCUAAGCAGCAGGAGUGGAGCCCCAGGCCGGGGCAGGAUGACCCAGAGCCCACACAGAUUACAGAGGAACAGGAGGAACUCAGGACCAGUCAGGAGGAAGAGCAGCUUCAAAGACUUAGGUCUGCUACCACAGAGGUUGUACAGUUGAUAUUUAUUCCUCCCUGUGUGGAAAGUGACUGUGACCAGGACAGCAAGACAGACUCUCUACCCACCAACACAACUAAACAGACCCAAUCAGCAUCGGAUGACGAGGACUACAGAGUAUCAGAACUAACCAGUCACUCUCAACCCCUCUCUGCAGUAAAUCCAGACAGUUCUGCAGCUCUGAGUGAAAUCAUUGUAAGUAUUGAUGAAGACGAGAGUGAAGAACUACCGUCAGGUUCAAAGAGAACACGGGGAAAGAAAGGACAAACCUCUCAAGUCUGCACUGAGGCCAAGACAACCAGUGAGCUGAAAGCACCACUAAAGUCUCACACAAGCAGGAGACCAUACAAGUGUCAUUUCUGUCCUAAAAGCUUCAUCUCAUCAAUCAGUCUUAAACUACACCAUAAA